Lepisosteus oculatus (spotted gar) is the source of this 3424-nucleotide messenger RNA. RefSeq names its product DC-STAMP domain containing 1 (gene dcst1). The record is from RefSeq and is a predicted model, not a curated record. Gene Ontology annotation, cellular component: membrane. Lineage: Eukaryota; Metazoa; Chordata; Actinopteri; Semionotiformes; Lepisosteidae.
AAAGUGGACGGUCGCUUCGCGUUUGGACAUACAGUACAGGCGACAUGCUGGCUCAGACAUGGACACUCAACAAGAGACGGUCAGAAAGAAAAAGAAAACGCCGCACACGACUGUGCAGAAAGUGUGUGAGCGAGUUCUCCCAGCCUUCGCUACCCCAGUCCUCUUCAGCGGCCCCCAAGAGUUUCGCGUCGCCAAGCUUUUCCUGGGAUCGUGCUUCGGCGCCAUCUGCGGUGCAGUGUUGUACUUUGGUCUCCUUCACAAAAUCUCCAUACAUGAAGAGCACAGAAUCCCUGUUUUCUGCACUUUGAUUGGUCUGUGUAGUCUGGGCUGUGCGCUGUCAUCCUAUGUCCGCUGCUCCUUCCUGCUGAUUGUUCCCAGCACACUUGGGUCUCGGGGGCGGUCCUACUUGAUGGUAUUCCUCCUGGCAGGUCUCUUCCAUGGUGUUGUUUUGUGCUGUUGGACAGGACCCAUCUCCAACAUCCAUCACAAUGUGCAGGACAUCGCCCUCUCUCUGGGAUGCAACAUGGAGCUGCAGAUGAACCACAGCAGGGUGAUGUGGAGGGUGCUGAUGGAGCCCUUCAAGAAGGUGGUGCAGGACAUUGCAGGGCAAAAGGACAAGUUUGAGCAGGAAGCCCAGGCGGUGCGAAGGAGGUUCCAGGAAGUGAGGGAGCAGGUGCUGGGGGAGUAUGGGUACAGUGCUCUGCCCCGGGAGCCCACUCUCAGGGGCCACAGCACCCAGGACAUGUUUGCUGCCAAGACCAUGCUGCGCUGUGACUCUGUGGUGGAGGAGGGGAUCUCUCGCUGUCGGCUCUGGUUCCACGGGAAGUGGGAGGAGUGUAUGCGCACCAUCGCUGUCCCGCUGCUCAACCACCUGCUGUGUCUGCCUAUGACCUUCAGCUUCCUGUGUGACAUCAUGAGAGUCAUGACCCCCUGGUGCAGAGAGAGGAUCCCAGUGGAGGGUAACUUCGGGCAGACGUACGACAAGCUGAACGCCUCCAUCGAGAGCCUGGGAGAUGGCUUCAGCACCACUGUAGUCUUCAGGAAGACCGAGCAGCAGACUUUGCUAGGGACAGCUUUCUCCCAGGCCCAGAUCAGAGAGGAGCUCCGACAGACCUUCCUGGAGAAGAAGCUUGUGAUGGAGCAGCUGGUGGACUUCAUCCAACUGCUACUGUCCUGCACCUUUGUCUUCAUCCUCCUCUCGGCGUAUGGAUACACCAGGAACUACCUCCGAGACGUUCGCUUUGACAACGUCUACGUCACCACCUACUUCCGGCAGAUUGACGCUCGCAGAAGGCAACUGGGAAAACGACACCUGCUGCCACUGAAGAAGGCAGAGAAGCCUGACUUCAUCUUCCCCUGGAGCCCCUGCGCGCACUCCUGUGAGCUCCGGAUUCUCGUGCUUGGCCUCCUGCAGGUCAUCCCUCUGUGCCUCUUCAUAGGAACCUUGCUGGCCGUCGACUGGCUCCUCUACCGGAUAUUUACCAUCAUCCGCUCCCACUCCUACACUCAAUACUCCUUCACCAGUUCCCACCACAUUGAGAUCACCAUAGGGGGCCAGUCCAUGAUGGCCACUCUGCUGCGGAAAACCAUCGGGGCCUUCAACAUCUCCUCCAGCAUGGACAUGAGGACCAGCAACACGCACUGUCUGCCCCAGCCUCGCGCCCUGAGCCAAUCAGCGUACCUGUGGAGUACCCUGCCCCUCCUGCUGAUGGUGCUGCUGUGCUGGGUGCAGAUUUACAGUAACCGGCUUCGGAGAGUCAUCGCUGCCUUCUUCUUCCCCAAGCGGGAGAAGCAGCGCGUGCUCUUCCUGUACAACGAGCAGCUGCGCAGGCGGAUGUCCUACGUGCAAACGCAGCGCCAGAGGCUGAUCAGACAGGCGAGGGCCGGCCAGGCCGCGGGCAGGGUGAGCGCGGUGCUCUCCUCUCUGUGCGGCAGGCUGGGGUGUCAGCGCAGGGGGUGCUGUGUGUGUGGGGAGCCGCAGAGAGAGGGAGGUGUGGUGUGUCCUCUCCAGAGCUGCGGUGCUGUCUACUGCCUCCAGUGCUGGAGGGACCUGGGGCAGUUCUGUUUUGCCUGCACAGCCCUGUCCCAGCACAUGUCCGGAGAGAGCAACAGUGACGCAGAGACCAGAUAUGCAGAGUAGACAGACAUAAACACAGCGACAUACUCACACACUGACCUACACUCCUGUCCCAGCACACCUUCAGAGUCAGUAACAGUGACACAGAGUACAUACUCAUAUACACGUAGACAAACUGUAUACACACACCUCUGGAGAGAGUCACAUGACACAGACACCAGAUACUCAUACACACAUAGACAAAGUGACAUACACUACACACACACAAUGACAUGCACCUCUGGAGAGAGUCACAUGACACAGACACCAGAUACUCAUACAAACAUAGACAACGUGACAUACUGUACACACACACAAUGACAUGCACCUCUGGAGAGAGUGACAGUGAUAGACACCAGAUACCCAGAAUAAACAAAGGCCUCAUUGGCACUGUCAUUGUUGUCAUGAUCCUUGAGGAAUACAGUGCAGAUAUUUUAGGUCUGUUUAAAAUGACCAGAUAAUAACCCAUGGGGAUUAUCCAGUGAUGGUGGUGAUGGAGAACUGAACUUUAGUUAAUUGACCUAAUUAAAGCUGAACGGGGUCACAUCCAAAGGUUUUCACCUGUCAACAUUUUAAAUAGACCUAUGUGCUCAAGAGUUCAGUGCCCCAGCUAGAUAAGGACCAUGAUAUUUCUUUACAGUUAAAAGGCCUGGGGCUCCCAGUAAAACAGUGAUUUAGCCCUUAAGUACAGACCGUUUGGACUGGUUUUGCAUACCACACACAAAUCCUGGAUUUGCAUAGCUAAAUUAAGAUUAGAUUACAAUGUUACAAUCGUGGCAAUCCAUGAUUAGCGUAAUCAAGGUUUGUGCAACUACUGCAAUACUACUUAAAGGACUGGGGCUGUCCAGGAACAAUGUAAUUAAUUAAAUCAAUUAGCGACUCAAUUGGCCCAAUUUCCUUUUCUUUAAUCCUUGACAAUUUGGAAUUUCUAAUACCAGCAACCCCGGUAUUCGAUGUAUUUGAUCUCCAGGUCAAAGUGUAGCAGACCCUUGCAGUAACACAUGACAGAGAGAGCCAAACGUGAUCACACACAGCGACUAGCAUUAGCACACACACCGACACGAAUCAGCGUGAAACGAGCACCCUGACUGACAAAUGCACACUGGGACAGAUGUUUUAAACACACCCAGAGGAACGUACAGUACACUCAGAACUGGAACACACACAGAGAAACAGAAAGGACAGAAACACGCAAAAAGAAAACACAAGGAUUUGUGAUACACAAGCACUAGCAGAGAGUCAGGAACACAGACAGGAUUUCCUUGAGACUUCAAAGAUUUAUAUAUAUUAAAGACAUGUUGGACUCCA